CAAAGAUUUCAUUUCGUUGUGGCUGCGUACUUUACUACAAUUUCUAGGGCAUUUGGUGCUGUUUCUCUGACUAUUUAAAGGUUCACUAUGAUGGCGGCUGCACGUUUAGCUUUUAGACGGCCUUCAGGCGACCGGAGACCGACCGGAAACCAUCCAGAUUCAAUGAACCCACCUGCCGAAAACGUGUCGUGGCAGAAUUCCGGCGACUUCCCCUGUGCUUCGGUAUAAAAGACUGAGGGGUAACCUUUUUGUUUCUAGGGUUACCGCUUCUGUAAAUGCUUUACAGUGACUGCAGAUUCUCUAUCCUGGUCGCUGAUUUGGGGCUUCAUUAGAUUUUUUUUGCUGAUACUAGGGCUUUAUUAGUCUAUUUAGCUCGAAAGUGAAGCUUUGUACUGGUAGUAGGGUUUUUGUGAGCUUUACAGUGGAGCUUUGUGGUGAUACGAGAGUUUGUCCAUUAGCAUCACAGAGUGGAAUUUUGGUCACUGAGGUGUGAAUUUUAGGUUUUCAAUUGAAUGUAAGCUUGCGUCGAGUGAUAUUGGGUUUCUGAGGAGCUGAUUGAUAGAUUCUCUGGUUGUCUGAAGCAUCGGAGUGGAGAUCGACUAAAAUAAAAAGCUAUCAAUUUUCAUGGGGGCCUCAGUUGGAGCAACGACAACUGCUGGCUUAAUGGAGGCCAGGCUUCAACUUCCGGCCCUUAAUGGUCUGAGACAGGCUGGUUCAGCUGCAAUGAUUGGGCGUCUCAGUGUCUUUCCUGCAAAUCCUUCAAGUUUUUCGAAUGUAAUUCGAGCUGUUGCCACUCAGCCUGUAAAGCCGGAUACUUCAUCCGAACCCAAGCGCAGCAAAGUCGAAAUAAUCAAAGAGCAUAGCAAUUUCCUGAGAUACCCUCUUAAUGAGGAGUUGGAAGCAGAAGCCCCGAAUGUAAAUGAGGCUGCCACCCAACUGAUCAAAUUCCAUGGAAGCUAUCAACAAACUAACCGUGAUGAACGUGGAAUAAAGAAUUAUUCUUUUAUGCUCAGGACUAAGAACCCAUGUGGUAAGGUCCCCAAUAAGCUCUAUUUGGCAAUGGAUAGCCUUGCUGAUGAGUUUGGAAUUGGCACCCUUCGGCUAACAACUAGACAAACAUUCCAAUUACAUGGAAUUCUAAAGCAUAAUCUCAAGACAGUGAUGAGCACCAUAAUUAGAAAUAUGGGGUCAACCCUUGGAGCUUGUGGUGAUCUCAACAGAAAUGUUCUUGCCCCUGCAGCUCCAUUUAUGAGAAAAGAUUACUUGUUUGCUCAGGAGACAGCCGAACACAUAGCUGCACUUUUGACCCCUCAAUCAGGUGCUUAUUACGAUUUGUGGGUUGAUGGGGAGAUGAUCAUGUCGGCUGAGCCACCUGAAGUGGUAAAGGCUAGAAAUGACAAUACCCAUGGGACGAACUUUCCAGGUUCUCCAGAGCCCAUUUAUGGGACCCAGUUUUUGCCAAGGAAGUUUAAGGUUGCUGUUACUGUACCAACUGAUAAUUCAGUGGAUAUCCUCACUAAUGACAUUGGCGUUGUGGUGGUUUCUGAUGCUGAUGGGGAACCGCAGGGCUUCAAUAUUUAUGUUGGAGGUGGUAUGGGAAGAGCACACAGGAUUGAUACCACAUUCCCACGAUUAGGUGAACCUCUGGGCUAUGUUCCGAAAGAGGAUAUACUCUAUGCUGUGAAAGCAAUUGUGUGCACUCAGCGAGAUAAUGGUAGAAGAGACGACCGAAGAUAUAGUAGAAUGAAGUACCUAAUAAGUGAAUGGGGAAUUGAGAGGUUCAGAAGCGAAGUCGAGAAAUAUUAUGGGAAAAAGUUCCAGCCAUUUCAAGAGUUACCGGAGUGGGAGUUCAAGAGCUAUUUGGGGUGGCACGAGCAGGGCAAUGGGUCACUAUUUUGUGGCCUCCAUGUUGAUAAUGGGCGUAUUCAAGGGACAAUGAAGAAGACAUUGAGGGAGAUAAUUGAGAAGUAUAACUUGAGCGUGCGUCUGACACCUAACCAGAACAUCAUAUUGUGUGACAUCCGGCGUGCCUGGAAGCGACCUCUCACCACAGCUCUUGCACAAGCUGGCUUGCUGCAACCACGAUAUGUGGAUCCUCUGAACCUGACAGCAAUGGCUUGCCCCGCCCUACCCUUGUGUCCCCUGGCCAUAACUGAAGCUGAACGUGGAACGCCGGAUAUUCUCAAAAGAAUAAGAGGUGUAUUCGAGAAGGUUGGCCUCAAGUAUAAUGAAUCAGUUGUAGUAAGGGUUACUGGAUGCCCCAAUGGUUGUGCUAGACCUUAUAUGGCUGAACUUGGACUGGUUGGUGAUGGACCCAACAGCUAUCAGAUCUGGCUUGGUGGCACACCUAAUCAAACCACGUUGGCAAGGACUUUCAUGAACAAGGUGAAGAUUCAGGACCUAGAGAAGGUUUUGGAGCCAUUGUUCUACACAUGGAAGAGGAAGCGCUUGCAAGGCGAAUCGUUUGGCACCUUCACAGAUCGCAUGGGUUUCACCAAACUGCAAGAAGUUGUGGAUAAGUGGGAAGGCCCAGUACCAUCUUCCUCAAGGUUCAACUUGAAAUUGUUUGCAGACAGGGAGACCUAUGAAGCGAUGGAUGAGCUUGCAAAGUUACAGAACAAGAAUGCCCACCAGUUGGCCAUGGAAAUUAUUCGCAACUAUGUGGCCUCUCAGCAAAAUGGCAAAAGUGAGUGAGCUUCUUCCAAAAACUGAUAAUUUACUGUAUUCGCAAGUAGUUAUGAUGAGAUUCUUGUUGCAGAAGGGUUGUUUUUUUGUCCUCUCGUUUUUUUGCAGCAUAAGAAAAGCUGGGUUUCCAGACUGCUAUAGAGUGCUAGAGUUCCACAUAAGAGGACUGCUUUAUAUUUAUAUGAGAAAAUAUCAUGUUUUUUGUCGGGUUCCUGUCCUGUGGUUAUGCCUAGAAAAAGGGUGGAGAAGAGCGAGAGAGUCUUGGUGAUGCAUAAACUUGGGAAAUGAUUACUUGGAGUUGGCAAACUUCUUGUUCUUUUUUGUUAAUUUGUUUCAUAUUUGCCUGUUUAGAGAAACUUAAGAGCAACUCGUAUCUAUGCUAUGGCUUUGAAUUGUAUACUAUAAAACCAUUUACUUUUGGUACAAGGAGGUCUCAAUCAAUUUUAGCUAUCAGAUAUGAAAUCUGACAGAUUUAAGUGUGACAAAA
Messenger RNA from Amborella trichopoda, 3172 nucleotides. It is a transcript of the gene SIR, whose product is annotated as sulfite reductase. The record is from RefSeq and is a predicted model, not a curated record. Gene Ontology annotation, biological process: sulfate assimilation. Gene Ontology annotation, cellular component: chloroplast stroma; sulfite reductase complex (NADPH). Gene Ontology annotation, molecular function: sulfite reductase (ferredoxin) activity; heme binding; 4 iron, 4 sulfur cluster binding. NCBI's taxonomy places the organism in Eukaryota, Viridiplantae, Streptophyta, Magnoliopsida, Amborellales, Amborellaceae.